AUGGCCAACUUGUUCAACACCGCGCGCAUUGCGCUCCGUGCCGCCAACGGCUCGGCUGCUUCGGUCCGCCACGCCUCGACACAGGCCGGUGCCAAGGCCGCGCCGUCGUUCCUGGCCUCGCGUUCCACCGCCGUCGCCGCCACCGCUGCGGCCGCCGGUUCCAUCGCUUGGUACAACCACCUCUACGGCACCAUCCCCUUCUUGGACACUGCCAGCGCCAACAUGGCCGACGAGGGUCUCCACCCGCCCAGCUACCCCUGGUCGCACUCGGGUAUCUUCGAGACCUUCGACCACGCCUCCAUCCGACGUGGCUACCAGGUCUACCGUGAGGUCUGCUCGUCGUGCCACUCGCUCGACCGCAUUGCUUGGCGUAACCUGGUGGGCAACUCGCACACCAUCGACGAGAUCAAGGCUAUGGCCGAGGAGGUGGAGUACGAGGACGGUCCGGAUGACGAGGGUGCCAUGUUCCAGCGCCCUGGUAAGCCCGCCGACUACAUGCCUCGCCCUUACGCCAACGACGAGGCUGCGCGAGCUGCCAACGCCGGUGCUCUGCCCCCUGAUCUGAGUCUCAUGGUCAAGGCGCGUCACGGUGGUGCCGACUACAUCUUUGCGCUGCUCACCGGCUACACCGACCCUCCCGCCGGUGUCAAGGUGCAGGACGGUCUGAACUACAACUCGUACUUCCCGGGUACGCAGAUCGCCAUGGCCCGUGUGCUCUACGACGGCCUCGUCGACUACGACGACGGCACCCCCGCCACCACUUCGCAGAUGGCCAAGGACGUCGUCACCUUCUUGCACUUCUGCGCCGAACCCGAACACGACACGCGCAAGAAGAUGGGCAUGCAGGCCGUCAUCAUCCUCUCGUCCCUCACCGCGCUCUCGUUGUGGGUCAAGAGGUUCAAGUGGGCCGGCAUCAAGAGCCGAAAGCUUGUUUACAACCCUCCGUCUUCGCACUGA
Molecule: messenger RNA, 957 nt
Organism: Kalmanozyma brasiliensis GHG001
Lineage: Eukaryota; Fungi; Basidiomycota; Ustilaginomycetes; Ustilaginales
Product: Cytochrome c1
Exons: 2
Coding region: 1-957 (318 amino acids)
Biological process (GO): mitochondrial electron transport, ubiquinol to cytochrome c
Molecular function (GO): electron transfer activity; heme binding
Source: RefSeq, a predicted model, not a curated record